Messenger RNA from Lentinula edodes (shiitake mushroom), 1858 nucleotides. Its product is annotated as FMN-dependent dehydrogenase-domain-containing protein. NCBI's taxonomy places the organism in Eukaryota, Fungi, Basidiomycota, Agaricomycetes, Agaricales, Omphalotaceae. The record is from RefSeq and is a predicted model, not a curated record. Gene Ontology annotation, molecular function: heme binding; L-lactate dehydrogenase (cytochrome) activity. Bases 65 to 1510 code for a protein of 481 amino acids. Gene Ontology annotation, biological process: lactate metabolic process. The transcript is spliced from 16 exons.
UCAUGAUCUCCCUUCGAAGUUGCAGCUAUAAAUUGGUACGAUUUCUUUUCCCCAUCCCACAAUAAUGCCGUGGUCCUUACAGGAGGUCUCUCAACACAGCGAUUCCAAAUCAUGCUGGGUUAUCAUUGACAAGAAAGUCUACGACGUGACAAAUUUUCUGCAGGAACAUCCCGGAGGAUCCAGCAUUAUCCUCAAAUAUGCGGGCCGUGACGCAACAAGCGCGUAUGAACCUAUACAUCCCUCUGACGCUCUCGAGAAGAAUCUUGAACCUUCUCAGCAUCUGGGCCCUUUGGACAACGAAGCAGUUCAUGCCCUUACCAAAGCUGAGGCUUUGAAGAAGAAAACCAAGGAUGAAAUACGUUCAGAGCAAGCCAUGAACAAACGGCCUCCGCUCAAUCGUAUCAUCAGUUUAGCUGAUAUAGAGGAUGUUGCGAAACAAGUUUUGUCUUACAGGGCAUGGGCCUACUACUGCUCUGCCGCAGACGACGAAAUCAGUAUGCAAGAGAAUGCUCGCGCGUUUAAUAGGUUCUUCUUCAAUGCCCGUGUAAUGAGGCCUGUAUCCAAAUGUGAUCCUUCAACGAAGAUUCUAGGUUUUGAAACAACACUCCCAAUAUUUGUUUCUGGAGCCGCGCUUGCGAAAUUGGGACACCCGCUGGGCGAAGUUAAUAUCACGAAAGGCUGUGCCCCGUCGAAAAUCAUCCAAAUGGUUUCCUCGAAUGCAUCACUUUCAUAUGCCGAGAUUGCGGCGGCCUCCUCCCCUUCUCAGACAUUAUUCUUCCAGCUGUAUAAGCACAAGGACGACGCGACGGCCUUGAAACGCAUUCGGGAGGUGGAACAGCUAGGGUACAAAGCCAUUUUCUUGACGGUCGAUGCAAUCGUACCUAGUAAUAGGGAACGAGAUGUAAGAAGUCCAUGGGUUCUGGACGACCAGGAGACUGGAAUUAAAGUAUACAAUGACGGGGAAGGUGCCGCUGACUCAGAUCCUGGUCUUGGAGUCGCCGGGGCUUUGAUUGUCAACGACGACCGUGAUAUGACAUGGGAAAAGACCAUCCCGUGGCUUCGUAGUGUGACCAAACUCCCUAUAGUAAUCAAGGGCAUUCAGUGCGUUGAAGACGCGAUCUUAGCAGCUGAGGCAAACGUCGAUGGGAUACUGCUUUCGAAUCACGGGGGAAGACAAUUAGAAUAUGCCCUACCACCACUUGAAGUCUUGUAUCGACUACGAAUGCAACAGCAACAUAUAUUUAACAAGUUAGAAGUGUAUAUUGAUGGGGGUGUACGUCGCGGAACAGACGUUGUGAAAGCAGUGUGUCUCGGAGCCACAGCCGUAGGACUUGGUCGACCGUUCCUCUACGCUCAGAGUGCAUACGGCGAAGUAGGUGUACGCAAACUCAUUAGUAUCCUCGAGCGAGAAAUAGUUACCGCGAUGCGCUUAAUGGGCGUUGCUAAAAUCGCCGAACUAACGCCAGACAUGGUUGAACGCGUCAAUUGGCAUCCAGUAGCGAAGCUAUAAGCCAGACAGAUUUGUAGUCACUAUUAUCCUGGGGAAGUCUAAAUGCCCCUGAGCGCUCAACUUCACAAUAUAUCGAAAAUCAACAAGCCGUACAAAUAUCAAGCCCCGAAAAAUUUAUCAUAACUAUUUCUACAUCCAAUCCCAUGGUCCACGUGUGCGUUUACUUACUAAACCAUCUGUGUUUGAGGCUUCCAAGUUCCUCGUUAUUGUAGAGUCUAGACUAUGAGGUCAUCUUUCUAGUCUGACUCUCUGAUCCUAAUGAUUUCUUCUUCUGUCUUGAGUUCCUGAUUGUAAUAAGAUGUUGAAACGAGACAAUGAUCUUCCACGUCCAUAGAUGGACUAGAUAAU